Rhodotorula toruloides NP11 is the source of this 1152-nucleotide messenger RNA. RefSeq lists its product as uncharacterized. The record is from RefSeq and is a predicted model, not a curated record. Lineage: Eukaryota; Fungi; Basidiomycota; Microbotryomycetes; Sporidiobolales; Sporidiobolaceae. The transcript has 6 exons. The coding region runs from base 1 to 1152 and encodes 383 amino acids.
AUGUCGAGCUCGCAUAGGCUGCGUGACUACAAAGAGCCGCCGCGAGUACAUCUCGACCAGACCGACGUCGAUCCGAUGGGCACCGGUCUCAAACAGGUGUGCAACCCCGCGCGACAACUGCUUGAACAUCUCCAUGAGGGAGCAAAGCGCCGACAAGAGCAGGAGCUGGCGGACCACUACGGCGGACGACGAUCGCUCUUGACGGACUGGCGAAAGGCAAUGAGGGACAGGUGGACGCGUUACGUGCCGCGCAGCGUGCACGCCGCGGAUGUCCUCGUGGAGAAUCUGCAGGUGGUGGCCAACAGGAUCUGGGACACCCCCGUCGAGGAUGCGCUCGAACUGCCGACUCAGCGGGAACUCUGCGAGGUCUUCCUGGCUCCUCAUACCGAUUACUUGAGCCCGGCUUGUAAGCUCGCGCACUUCGGACCGGCACCGCGACUUCUCGAGGAAGACUGGAAGCGGACGGACCGCGUCCAGCAUUUCUACGCCCACUUUCGCGUUAGCGCAACCCUCUGCUUCGACUUUGCGGCGCGUGUCGCACAGGACGCUCGCGCUCUUGGCAUGCUUUCCGCCUGUCUCGCUCGGAUGGGAGAGUUCGCCAAAUGGAGGGACUCGGCAAUUCGCUGGAGCAGGACGCCGAAUGCUGCCCUGGCUCAGGACACCGUCAUGCACAACCUACAGCGUCUGUCGAACAAGCUCUGGAGUACGCCUUUCGACGAGGAGAUCGACUUCCCUACUCAGGGCGAAAUUGUCAAGGAGAAUCCGCUUGUCGUCAGAAGCGGCCGCGACCCGAGCUUUACGCCGCCGUACAACCUCGUACCCCUUUCCCGCAACAGCUCCCGCAACCCCUUCCGUCCCGAAUCUCGCCACGAAGCCCACACACCCCUUGCUGAGCCGUCAGAACCGCGUCAUGCUCGCACGCACUCGCGCUCGCGUGAGCCGCACCCUGACUACGCCAGCGACGCGAGCGACGCGAGCGACAACCCGCUCCAUGUCGGUCCGGAGAACUGCGAACCGGACGAGCUCUUCAAUUUCAUCAACACCUCCACCAUACCUCAGCAUUUCUAUCACCAUUACCCCGGAACAACGCAGCCGCCGGUCGUCCUCCGUUCGCAGCGCAACCUCGGGAACGGCGGAGAUCGGAGGAGGUGA